Stylophora pistillata is the source of this 788-nucleotide messenger RNA. RefSeq lists its product as uncharacterized. NCBI's taxonomy places the organism in Eukaryota, Metazoa, Cnidaria, Anthozoa, Scleractinia, Pocilloporidae. The record is from RefSeq and is a predicted model, not a curated record.
UCAAACCGAAGUGUUCCGUGUUCCUCAACACAAUGAUGUGGAUGCAAUGGAAAUGAUGAAUGAUUUCAAAGAGGGCUUAACUGUUCGCCGAAUUCCAUCAGCUGGUGCUUGCUAUGUAUCUCACCUGGACUUGGCUAUUCCCCAGCCAGAGCAAAUAAAAAUCAGCCUGCGACAGAUGUCUUUACGAGGACAGCCACCAUCAAAUGUGACGACUACGAUAAAUGGGUGGAGAGUGGUGGGCUUUGCAAGUCGCUUUGAUUUACCUCAGACGUUCAUCGACUUCUGUUAUGGAUAUCCUAUCUACGGCCUUAAAAAAACCUCGCUGGAUUCCGUGAAAUUUCUUUUUAAGGAAGAUCAUAGACGUGGAAAACGGCAUCAUAUAUUAAACGACUUCUCUACAUGCAGCACAAAGGGCAAAGAUGCAAUGGAGAAUUGUUUGUCAAAACAAAACGAGGAUCCGAUUAGCUAUUCCGAAGGAAGACAUGUAGAGUAUAAUAUGAAGUGCUCUUACAAAGUCCAUAAUUGCUUUUACGUAUAUGACUGUAAACCACUAGGUAGUGGAGGUUACAAAUGUGAUCAGGCAGCACAUUUCCUUGAAUACCUUGGUAUUUGUUGCUACCCUGUAUGUUAAAGUUUUGAAAUUCGUAGCAGCUAAGCAACGAAUUUGCCAAUUUUCUUUGAUCUUUUUUAGUAUGUCAGAUUUUCAAGUUUAUUUUACCCCGUAAUAAUACUCAUUAUUUUACUAUAAUUCCUCAGUGUAGGUAAAUGCGGAAGGAAAUUAAUUUUAA